UCAAAAUUGGUUAUGAAACAGUUGUUGACGUCCAAAGCACCUUGUUCGCGUAACAAUUUUCACACCGGGCCGUAAGGUUUUUCUGCGAGUGAAAAAGUUAAUUUUUCCAGGCCAUUUUCCACCACACAAUGUCGUUCGCCCUGCGUAGCGCUCGUUUGGCCACAUUGGCCCGCCCCUCGAUCCGCAUGGUGCAGUCCCGCGGCUAUGCCGACGAGAUGGCCUUCACGCUGGCGGCGGCGAACAAGGUGUUCUACGACAGUGCCAACAUCCGGCAGGUCGAUGUUCCGUCGUUCAGCGGUGCGUUCGGUAUUCUGCCGAAGCACGUCCCAACCCUGGCCGUACUGAAGCCGGGCGUUGUCACCGUGUACGAGAACGAAGGUGCCGUCAAGAAGAUUUUCGUCUCCAGCGGUACCGUCACGGUGAACGAGGAUGCUUCGGUGCAGGUGCUGGCGGAAGAGGCACACCCGGUGGAGGAUCUCGAUUCGUCUGCCUGCCGCGAGCUUCUGUCCAACGCCCAGAGCCAGCUGUCCUCCGCCUCGGGUGAUACGGAUCGUGCCGAAGCCGCCAUCGCCGUGGAAGUCGCAGAAGCGCUGGUGAAGGCAUCCGAAUAAACUGCCUAAUAUUCCCCAUCCCAACACACACUGCUCUGGUCCUGGUUGGAGGACGCGUACAUUAAAUGCAUAGUCAGACCCGCGGAAAAUGGAGUCAAGACCGAAUGAAUAGUUGGACGCCGGGAAUCGGAUCCACCACAUUAUGCGGCUGAGGGAGAGCAGAGAAGGCAUACAACUUUUAUGGUACGCAUAUGGAUGCAAGGACAUAGAAGAAAUAUUCAAAUAAACCGUGGAUUAUAUUAAAUUUA
Molecule: messenger RNA, 859 nt
Organism: Anopheles stephensi (Asian malaria mosquito)
Lineage: Eukaryota; Metazoa; Arthropoda; Insecta; Diptera; Culicidae
Gene: ATPsyndelta
Product: ATP synthase subunit delta, mitochondrial
Exons: 2
Coding region: 129-611 (160 amino acids)
Biological process (GO): proton motive force-driven ATP synthesis
Molecular function (GO): proton-transporting ATP synthase activity, rotational mechanism
Source: RefSeq, a predicted model, not a curated record